Bombus pyrosoma is the source of this 1041-nucleotide messenger RNA. RefSeq names its product glutathione S-transferase-like. Gene Ontology annotation, molecular function: glutathione transferase activity. The transcript is spliced from 4 exons. The record is from RefSeq and is a predicted model, not a curated record. NCBI's taxonomy places the organism in Eukaryota, Metazoa, Arthropoda, Insecta, Hymenoptera, Apidae. Gene Ontology annotation, biological process: glutathione metabolic process. Bases 132 to 740 code for a protein of 202 amino acids.
UAGCAAUAGAGGGGAAGAAGAAUAUAUAGAGAUCUGAAGGUUACUUUUGUCACAUUCAAGUUUUCAUUAACCGGCUUAGAAAUUUUGUGUGCUUGUUUCGACUCUGAAGUUUAAAAAAAAAAAAAUUCAAGAUGCCGCUCUAUAGAUUGACUUACUUCCCAGUUACGGCAUUGGCAGAACCAAUCCGUUUUCUCUUCAGUUAUGCUGGUACUCCAUUUGAUGAUGAACGUAUCAGCAAAGACGUCUGGCCAGAAAUAAAGCCCUUGACUCCUUAUGGUCAGCUUCCUAUGCUCGUAGCUGAUAGAAGGAAGGUUGCUCAGUCUACAGCUAUUUGUCGUUACUUAGCCAAACAAUAUGGCUUAGCUGGAAAGAAUGACUGGGAAGCUCUUCAUAUUGAUGCCACUGUUGAUACUAUUCAUGAUAUUCGUCAUAAACUUGCCUCCUUCCACUAUGAGGAGGACGAGAAGGUCAAAGCUACAAAACGCAAGGCUGCUGAAGAGACGCUACCGUUUAUUUUAGAACGUUUGGACCAGCAAGUGAAGGAAAAUGACGGCUACUUCCACAACGGUACUCUCUCCUGGGCUGAUUUAACAUUCGUUGCUCUGCUCAGUUAUUUUAACUUUAUGUACAAGUCUGAUCUGAUCACAAAUUACGACAAUCUGAAGCUACUGGAGGGAAAGGUCCUCAAUCUGCCUAACAUCAAAAUCUGGAUUGAGAGGCGCCCAGUUAGCGAAUACUAAACUUCACGAUUGCUUAUGAUUUUAUAAGCAUUUAAAGAUUGCGGUCUUAGUGUGUUGAGAGAAUGGAGGACGAAUCGCGUUGUUGGAAGUUUAUAUGGAAUAUACUGAUCGCUUUUAACAUUCGUUAGUUCCAGUUAUUACCGAUAUUUUUGUCAUUUAAUUAGGGUUUUCCCUUUAGAUUACGUUGCGAUAGAGAAUUAUUAUUUCUGUAUUCCUACAGAAACAUACGAACUAUAUAAACUGUUGACACCAUGUUGCGUUUUUGUAUUACAGAGAUAAUAAAAAAACCAUCAAAAGAUCA